Molecule: messenger RNA, 2535 nt
Organism: Sclerotinia borealis F-4128
Lineage: Eukaryota; Fungi; Ascomycota; Leotiomycetes; Helotiales; Sclerotiniaceae
Source: the annotation of a GenBank genome assembly
AUGACACUUUAUCAAAAUCUUGAAGCUAUCAUAACUUUGUUCAUUCAAAUCUUUGUAAUCUUUCCAUACAGUGCCUUGAAAAUCAGACGACAACAAGAGUUGAUACCGAAGACUACACAAUCAAUUGAAAAGACUGCGCAGUCAGGAAAGAAAGAUUCGAAAAGGAUCUCAGGAAUCAUGAUAUCUGAUAAGGUUUACAAGCUCUGUACGAGCCAGGAGACGGUCUCCUCGUUACUCGCAGAUGAUCCUACAAUGGCUCCAGGAGAUGCGUGGAAGCAAUUAUAUGGAGGACAUGCGGCAGGUGAGAAGGAAAGUAAGAUUGAGGCUAGAAGACAUCGAGAUACAAUUACACCAGAGGAUUUGCAGAGAGCUUUAGAUUGUGGUAAUUGGGGUUCAACGCAACCAAGUGAACUCUUCUUAAAGAUGUAUCAUGAUGCACUUUGCACCCUGGAUAACAGCGUGAGUAAUUGUAUGGUCAGUCCACCAUUAAUGGGAAGUUCUGGUGUCAUGCCAUUGAGUGUGAUUUCAGUUGUACCGGAUAUCAUGCGACACAUGUCAAAUCUGAUCGUUCGAGCCGAAAGAGAAGUCAUCCUAGCUACAAAUUACUGGCAAAAUUCAGUUGCUUCGAAAUAUAUUACAAAUGCCAUGAAGGAGCUUUCUAGGAGAGCUGGCGAGAGAGGAGAAAGAAUAGUUUUUAAGCUUCAAUAUGACCGAGGAAGUCCAAAACAAUUACUCGACAACCAUUACUUCGUUUCGGAGAAAGAGUAUUUAGGCAAGGCUGUUGCUCUUCCCACGACGGCAGAAAUUCCCAAUCUCGAUCUACAAGUCAUGAAUUAUCAUAGACCUAUGCUUGGAACAUUUCACUGCAAAUAUAUCGUUGUGGAUAGGAAAUUUGCUGUUCUUCAAAGCAACAAUAUUCAAGACAACGAUAAUAUGGAGAUGAUGACACAUUUGGAAGGACCAAUCGUUGAUUCCCUCUAUGAUAUGGCUUUGAUUUCUUGGCAUAAAAACUACGAACCUCCAUUACCAAGCCAUAACUCUCCUGCAGUUCAUGGUGGAUUGAGCUCAUUCGGAAAUAAGAGUCAUGACGAUAUAUUUGACCAAAAUGGUUCUAUUAGAGGUCAUUCAGCUGUUGUACAUCCAGAAAAGAUGCAGGCACAACAAGCUUACUCAUAUGAGCCCCGGGCAUCAAAUCAGCCAGGCUUUGUUCAUCCAAACCUUACCGAAAAUGGUGAUUCAACAACAGGUCCAUCAACUACGGAGAGUGUUACAAACCUUGUUGGAAGUACUAAUAAUGCGGAUGAUAUUAACAACGGAGUUGAACAAAUCCAACUGAAUGGCACUCCAAGUACUCAUCAUGGAUUUGAGGCCAAGGACCUCAAAACUCGAGAGAUUAUGGCUGAAAAUGCAAGAGUACUGGCAACCACAGGAGAUGCUGAGCAUAUUGUUCACACCAAAGAUGGCGAGAAAGAGGUUCCUGAUUUACCAGAAAGAGGUACUCAAGCUCAACAUGAUGUAAAUGGACCCGAUAUGGAGACUCAAGAAUUUCUCAGUAAUGGAACUCAAGUUAUUCCUCAGUCACAAAUUGAACACCCCUCACCAUCCGGUAACGUCCUCCCAGAGCACACAACCGAUAAUCCUCACUACGACGAAGAUAUCGCUGGGGAAGUGGCCAGAGUGCAAACCGCCGUCUCCCCUAAACAAGGAGAAACUCGGAUCGAAGCCGUUACUCGUCAUCUCAACCAUACUAGAAACCCAGGUUUCAAAGGCAACGCACCGGAUUGUUCACCACAAGAAGAGAUGACCCCUUACAUUCCUCACCCCGUUCAUGAACCAUUCCCCAUUGCUAUGGUUUGUCGCGAACCAUACGGAUCACCAAAUCAUAGUUCUGUUUAUAAUCCUCAGAAUGAGGUUUGGCUUUCUGCAUUGAGAAAUGCCACCAAGAACGUUUUCAUUCAAAGUCCGACUCUUAAUGCAGAACCAUUGGUUCCGGAGAUUAUCAAUGCUUGUGAGAGGGGUAUUGACGUUUAUUGUUACAUUUGUCUUGGAUAUAAUGAUACUGGCGAACUUCUCCCAAUGCAAGGCGGCACCAACGAAAUGAUCGCCCACAAAAUGUACACCACUCUUUCCGACGCCGGUAAACAACAUCUCCAUUAUUUCUUCUACAUCGGCAAAGACCAAACCACCCCCUUAGUGGCCAAAAAGAAGCUUCGCGAUUGCCACAUCAAAGUCAUGAUUGUAGACGAACAUAUAGGUAUUCAAGGAAACGGCAAUCAAGACACACAGUCCUGGUUUCACAGUCAGGAAAUUAAUGUUAUGAUUGAUAGUGCGAUAGUGUGUAAGGGAUGGAUCGAUGGGUUGAGAAGAAAUCAGAACACGCAUUUGUAUGGAGAGGUGGGAAAGAGUGAUGGGAUUUGGAGGGAUGAAGAUGGACAUGAGGCGAAAGAUGUUAUUGGGGUUGAUCCAGGAAGAUUCUCUUGGGCAAAGGGAUUCUUGGGAGCGAUUAAUAGAGUUAGGGGAACGGGUGAUUUUUAA